AUGCUGCUCGACCACGGCGAGGACGGGCUCCCUGCCCCUCCUCAAUCGGGGUGUUUGGUACUGAAGCCUCUGGUGGCUGCCCCGCUUCAGAAACGAAGUCCCCUCCUCGGUCGGUUGUGGGCCAACCAAGUGUCUUCUGUCUCCCCAGAGGUGGAAAACGACGUGCUGACCAGCAGGCCCGGGGCCAGUGUUAACCUGACCUGCCCGGGAUGGGACCCGAGGGACAACGCCACCUUCCACUGGGUGCUCAGGAGUCGGGGCGCAGGCUCCCACCACAGCCGCUGGGCCGGCAUGGGGAGGACACUGCUCCUGAGGUCCGUGCAGCUCAAUAGCUCUGGGAACUAUUUGUGCUACCAGGAUGGCCGCUGGGCCGGGACCGUGCACCUGCUGGUGGAGGCCCCUCCCGAGGAGCCCCAGCUCUCCUGCUUCCGGAAGAGCCCCCUCAGCAACGUGGACUGUGAGUGGAGCCCGGGGAGCGCCCCCUCCCCAACGACCAAGGCCGUGUUGUUGGUGAGGAAGUUCCAGCACAGCCCCGUGGGAGACUUCCAGGAGCCGUGCCUGUAUGCUCAGGAGUCCCAGAAGUUCUCCUGCCAGCUGGCGGUUCCGGAGGGGGACAACUCUUUCUACAUAGUGUCGCUGUGCGUCGCCAACCACGCUGGCAGCGCGUCCAGCAGACCCCAGACGUUCGAGGGUUACGAAAUCCUGCAACCUGACCCACCUGUCAACAUCACGGUCACCCCGGUGGACAGAAACCCCCGCUGGCUCAGUGUCACCUGGCAAGACGCCCCCUCCUGGAACUCGCAUUUCUACAGGCUGCAGUUCGAGCUCCGGUACCGGGCCGAGAAGUCCAAGGUCUUCACGACUCUGCUGGUCAAGGAGCCCCGGCAUCGCUGCACCAUCCAUGACGCCUGGAGUGGCAUGAGGCACGUGGUGCAGCUGCGGGCCCAGGAGGAGUUUGGGCACGGCCUGUGGAGCGAGUGGAGCCAGGCGGUCCUGGGCACCCCCUGGACAGGUAUCGCGGCCUCGCCGGCAGAGCGACGUCUCUUUCAGGCGCUCACGACUCACGAGGACGAUGAAGACACGCUCCCUCACGAACCUGCAAAUGCGACAAGCAUCCCAGGGCCGGCCGCCUCCUUCGUGCCCCUCCACACCUUCCUGGUGGCCGGAGGGAGCCUGGUCUUCGGAACUCUCCUCUGCGUGGGCAUCGUCCUGAGGUUCAAGAAGACGUGGAGGCUGCAGGCCGCCAAAGAGGGCGGGGCGGGCGCGCACUCACCCUGCUCCCUCGGACAGCUGGUCCCCGAGAGGCCGAAGCCCGCCCCAGGACUCGUGCCCCUCAUCUCGCCGCCGGUGUCCCCCAGCAGCCCUGGGUCGGACAACACCUCGGGGCACAGCCGGCCGGACGCCAGGGGCCCACACAGCCCUUACGACGUCAGCAACACAGACUACUUCUUCCCCAGAUAGCGGGCCGGGGCGUGCCUGGCCGGCUGGGGCGCCCCUGGCCUGCUGAGCCGGGAAAGCCCACGCUGGCUGCUCACUGUCAUUCCAGCUCACCUCAGGGGCGUGGGGCCCGGCCUCACGGUCACCGCAGGGCCUCACACAGUCUCCAUGCUGGGAGGAACAGCAAGGAAGGGUGCCGAGUUUUCGGCCGGCCUUCCCCAAGCGCCCAGCUUCCAGGGCUUCGCGUGACCUCAGGUCCGUGCAGACUGGUGUCAAGACUUCGCUGGACACUGGGCGGCCGCGGACGCAUUGGGCUUGGUGGGGACAAGCUGGUGGCCGCCCACACGCCCACAGACACAGCUCUGCAAGCUGUACCCUCAGGAGGGAGGCGGUUUGCAGCCAAAGACCUCCCCGCCUGUCUCUCCGGCUGAGGCACAGUCUCAUCUUUUAGCUCAAGCUCCUGCCAGCCCAGUGCCUUCCUACUGCAGCCUUGUGCCCUGAGGAUGGGUUUUCUCCAGGCACCUGUCUUCCCACAUCCCAGAAACACCUGGGGGGCGGAGUGUCUCAGGGCUGAUGGUGUGGGGUGGUGAUUAGCAGCUCAGGAGGAUUCUGUGCGUGGGCCUUAACUCAGAGCACCUGUGAAUCCAGAAGCACCCGGGCCGGCUCCAGGGCCUGGGGACGGCCUCCGCCGAGGGGCAUGAGGGGGCCGCAGCCUCCGGGAACUCCUGCUCGCUGUCCUGCUGGUCCCCCGCCCCACCCCGGAGGGAGCAGGGCGUCCGGAAGGCUCCGCCAUGGUGAGAUCAAACGUUUUCUCCCAGCUCUGUUUGUUUUCACCUGAGCCUGAGUAACUGGGGAAGAUAAUAUUUAUGUGAAAAG
This is a messenger RNA of Pteropus alecto (black flying fox), 2313 nucleotides long. RefSeq names its product interleukin 6 receptor (gene IL6R). Gene Ontology annotation, biological process: cytokine-mediated signaling pathway. Bases 1 to 1461 code for a protein of 486 amino acids. NCBI's taxonomy places the organism in Eukaryota, Metazoa, Chordata, Mammalia, Chiroptera, Pteropodidae. Gene Ontology annotation, cellular component: external side of plasma membrane. The record is from RefSeq and is a predicted model, not a curated record. Gene Ontology annotation, molecular function: protein binding; cytokine receptor activity. The transcript is spliced from 10 exons.